Molecule: messenger RNA, 1889 nt
Organism: Aspergillus saccharolyticus JOP 1030-1
Lineage: Eukaryota; Fungi; Ascomycota; Eurotiomycetes; Eurotiales; Aspergillaceae
Product: actin family protein
Exons: 3
Coding region: 211-1629 (472 amino acids)
Biological process (GO): regulation of transcription by RNA polymerase II
Cellular component (GO): SWI/SNF complex; NuA4 histone acetyltransferase complex
Molecular function (GO): chromatin binding
Source: RefSeq, a predicted model, not a curated record
AUGGAAUCAUCAUUCAGUUCCCGCGGCCGUGCAGUAGAUUCAUUCCCUUCGUUUUUGGUCGCCCAAGGGCAGCUGGCUAUAGGAAAAACCCCCUUGGACUACCCUCCUCUUUUCUUACUUUCUCGCUUCAGGCACUAGACCGCAUAAUACCAAGCCAAAUCAUACGAAACCAUUCUUACUCCCACCUCUAUCUGGACAACCCUUUCGGCCAUGAACCCUUCCAUUCCACCCUCAACAGCCGAGUACGGCGGAGAUGAGGUUUCUGCGAUCGUGCUUGACCCGGGCUACUCCACGACACGCGCAGGAUUCGCCGGCGAAGACACGCCUAAAUCAUUAAUCCCGACGUGCUACGGUAAAUAUACCUACGAUGGUCAGGAAAAAUUGAUAUUUGGGGACGAUAUUUUCGUCACGCCGCGUCCUGGCCUUGCAAUCAACAACCCGAUGGGUCGAGAUGGGAUAGUGGAAGAUUGGGAUAUGGCCGAGAGAGUCUGGGAAUAUUCAUUCACUUCGCGCCUUACAGGACCGAAACCAGGGAACCCAUUGCAGAAUGGAUUGAAUGAUGCCCAUGAAAGCGAGCUACCCAUCGAGAUGGAGGGUGUGGAAACCGAAGAGAAGCCUCUCGCGGAUAGCCCGUUGUUGAUGUCGGAACCUGGUUGGAAUCCGACAAAGGCUCGCGAAAAGACCAUCGAGAUCGCUAUGGAAAAAUGGGGUACUCCAGCCUUCUAUCUUGCAAGAAAUGGCGUUCUCGCAGCCUUCGCGGCCGGCAAGGCGUCUGCGUUAGUUAUCGACAUCGGCGCUUCCAAUAUUUCCGUAACCCCGGUUCAUGAUGGCAUGAUUUUGAAGCGAGGGGUUCAGCACUCCCCCCUUGGAGGAGACUAUAUCUCAUCGCAACUUCGCGCGCUCUUCAAGUUGAACACACCGCAACCGAUUUCUCUGACACCACACUAUCUCAUCUCCUCUAAAGUUGCUGUAGAUGCAGGACAGCCUCCACAAGUCAAAUAUAAGACAUUUGCUCCCGAGAAGGCACCGGAUGCAACCUAUCGCGCUCUUCUCGAGGAACGGACGCUAUGUGAAUUUAAGGAAUGCGUGGUCCAAGUUUGGCCUGGGCCUAAUAAGCUUUCUGCAGCGGGUCCCAAUGGAGUCUCGAAUGAAGACCUCGCUAAAGCCAGUCCCGGACGGCCUUUCGAGUUCCCUGACGGCUAUAAUCAGGUCUUCGGAGUCGAUCGUUAUCGAGUUGUCGAGUCCCUGUUUGACGCAAAGGCAGCAAUCUCAGAUCCUGAAUCGGUAUCUCCAGCACCCACGCAGGCGCAGACAGUGCCCGAACUUAUCAAAAAUGCAUUGAACGGCGUUGAUGUGGACGUUCGACCACAUCUGUUGGCGAAUGUUGUUGUGACAGGCGCGUCCAGCUUGCUCUACGGAUUCACAGACCGCCUGAACCAAGAGCUAAUGCAGAUGUACCCGGGGCCGCGCGUGCGCAUAUCGGCUCCAGGAAACACUGCAGAACGCAAAUUCGGCUCUUGGAUCGGCGGAAGUAUUCUGGCUAGUCUCGGAACUUUUCAUCAAUUAUGGAUUUCGAAGAAAGAAUUCGAGGAACAUGGUCCUAACAUUGUCGAGAAACGGUGUAAAUAGGGUAUUGUUUGUUUGCCAUUCUUACACUACCUUAGGAAUUGCAAGAUCUGCACGGUAUCCGUUGCAGUACUUUUCUUAUUUCUCUCCAAAUUGGUCUUGUGCUUUUUCUUGUUAUGAAGACCAGGGGUUGAACAAAUUCACUAGAAAGUCCAUUUUGUUAAUAUCAUGUUGUCGGCUUUUCCUAGGAAACUUUGCCCAAUGAAAGUACAAGUCACGGGAGGGUGCAGUCUUCAUUUUCCAACAUCCCCUGCUCAUCAAAU